UGGCAACACUGGCCACAAUCAAGUUCAACGUCUUUUUGUAAAAUGACAGUUGCCAGCGAGUGGAACGCAAAACAAAUGCCUACCACCUGUGAUGUGAAAAAAGUGAUCCAAACCACCCGAAAAUCGACCCGUCUAUCGCGGAAACGUUUAUCGGUGCGACCUACCAGCGGCAGAGCCCGUCCCCGGUUCAUAAUGAGCAAAAAGCCGGCAAUAAAGCGUACCAACAGCCAACCGUCCGUUGCACAAAAUGCAUCCGGUGCACCGAUUAGCCGGUGCGAGGAACAGCUCGAUGCAGCCAUUUAUCGGUGUCUGCACGCGCUGACCAAGCGCCACCAGCCCACGGACGAGUUUCGGGCCCAGUUUUGUCGCGGCGCGUUCCUGAAACCGAACACGAAAGCCUUCAUCCAGGUGAUGCACUUCCUGCUCAACGUGUACGAUGCGCGCGAGUUCCGCAAGCGCUUCUACUGGCCCAUCUACGACAAGGGUGCGGAAAAUGCGUUCCGCACCUCGACCGUCGAGUACGUGAACCAUCUGAUCGAGCGCGGCAAGCUGGUCGGCAUGGAGCGGAUUAAAGCGCACUUCGUGGUCCUGCCGGGUGGGGCGAAGUUUAUGAAGUUUCUGCUCACCCUGAUACGGUUCGUGCUGCAGGAGGAGUUGCGCCGGGCGAAGGGUGCUACCGGCGAUGCGGAACCGAUUACAAAGACGCGCAUCGCACAAAUGAUCGCCGCCCACAAACGGUGGGUCGAGAUUGGUGAUCGCAUUAGCGGCACCAUUCAGGAGGACAUUGGCGUGCUGGCGGAAAAAACGCGCAAGAUAGAAACGCUGCUCGAGACGGUGCUGCAGGGCAGCGAUGUGGCGCAACAGAUGAACUACGACAAGCUGAUGCAGAUGUGGUCCAUCCUGAUAGGCACCCAGUUCCGGGAGCAGCAAAAGAUCCGGCAGCGCAUGCAAACCCUUGCCAAGGAGUUUGAUCGCGUGAUGGAAAAGACCGAGAGCAAGCUGAAGGGCAACGAGCUAUCGUUACCGUUUACGAGCGAGGAGCUGAAGGACUGUCUCGGGAGCUACAGCUGCCAACCGGGCACGGAAAUGCACCAGCAGCUGGCGCAGGAAGUUUUCGAUGAAAAUGGUAAGCUGAAUGCGAUCAAAUUGCUGCAGCUGUUCGAAACGCUGCUGCCCAACAUAGAGCGCCUGUUUGCUGGAUUUUGUAUGAAAAACCCGGAGCUGAUGAAGUACGAGAACAAGGAACUAUCGAAGGUGGCGGUCAAAUGUGACGAGCUGCGCCAGCAGCUGGACGUGCUGCAGCGAAGCUUACCGAUGCUGGAAGAUUGUCUGCUGAGGGAUCUGCCCGGGUCGGGCGACAGUCCCGAGCUGGGCAAGGAGAACUUUGCCAUCAAGAAUAAACUUUUCUGCACACCACCGAUCGUGAUGGAUUUCGACGCACAGACGGAUGCUUUUCCGACGAUCGGUCCGGUCGGUGCGAACGGGAGAAGCAGCCAACGGUUGGCACUGUUGAACAGGGAGGACGUGCAUGCGAUGAAUGCUCGUAUGAAGCUGCUGUCCGUCAGCAGCUCGUACCAGCCACGCAGUCCAAAACCACCGCAGCGCUAUCCGAAGCCCACCGCCGCCGACCAGCUGAACCUACCGCACACGAACCAGGAGACCAUGUUUGCGGUACCGCGCGUCACACGCAAAGAAAAGCUAAACCCACUCACUAUGCUGAACCGCAUUAAGGCGCAAAGCCAAAAGCAAAACGGUUCGUCCCGAUCGAACGAUGGUGCGCGAGUGAACAGUACGAUGAACAUUUCCACGCUCAGCGAGAUCACGCUGCGGCCCGAAUUUUCCUCCACCCUUCUGGGCACACCGGAAAAGGCAGGCCCGGCACCACUGGUGGGGCAUCGUGCAGCGAAUGAGGAAGAACCGGAAAAGAAACCUAGCACGGCGCAGUCUUUACAAGUGCCCGCCGUACAGCCACAGGUGCAGCGGAUGAUGAGUUCACCGAACGUACACUCCAGUCCCCGGCUGAUGGCAAUCUAUGCGGGCUCAAACACUCCCAAACCGACUCACUCGCCCAAAGCGCUGCUCACUGCGCCCGGCGCUAGGCGCCGAUCGUCACUGAAACGAAGCUCACUGAUCGAGAACGAAUCGACGGUACACACGUCACCGUCGGGCAGGUUAGAAUCGUUGGUGAAACAUGACGAGCUACCGCAACGCUGCUCGCUACCGUUGACGCUCGAGCUGGAGAAGGAACCUACAGGGAACCGGGACCAAUCUGGAGAUGUGUCGCAGGAUAAAACACUCAAACCGGAGGUACAGCACGAUGGCGCACAGGAGGAUCUCUCUCGCACACUUCUUGCGACGAGUGUCGACAAUCGAACGAACGCUGCCGAAACCGAACCGAACGAGAAUCAUAAAAUCGACGAUCCAUUACAGCAGCACCUAGAAGAGUUGGAUGAUGAUAAUCUGUUUAACGUUAGCGAUGGAAUAGUGACGGAUUUUGAAUGAUGUUUUGUUAAGCGCCAGAAUAGAUUUGUUAACCUGCUCACACACACACACGCUGAUUUUAAAUCGCUUAUCAUGACACAUUGUGUAUUAUAUGCUUCGCGCAUUUAGAGUAGCUCGCUUCAUUAAAAAUGGCUUUAAAUCACGCACAUUUGCUCCCGGCUACUGUUAUCUACAACGUUUAAAUCACAUUAGCGAACAGAAUGAUGCAAUGAAACGAAUUAGUAUUGAUAAUCUAUAUUAAAGUGCUGAAACGUACGAUCUUAAA
Molecule: messenger RNA, 2767 nt
Organism: Anopheles stephensi (Asian malaria mosquito)
Lineage: Eukaryota; Metazoa; Arthropoda; Insecta; Diptera; Culicidae
Gene: dgt6
Product: augmin complex subunit dgt6
Exons: 2
Coding region: 43-2502 (819 amino acids)
Biological process (GO): spindle assembly
Cellular component (GO): mitotic spindle microtubule; HAUS complex
Molecular function (GO): microtubule binding
Source: RefSeq, a predicted model, not a curated record